AUGGGCAGCAUGGACCUGGCACACGGCGACACGAGGCCUGUGACCAGCUCCACUCCCGCCAAGAAUUUCCUCCCCCCGAAGCUCGAACCGAGCCCAACCUCCUCUCACAUCAUUACCCACCCCGCGACCAAACAAGCUACCCCCGCGUGGUCCAGGUCGCAGACUGCGGGCCUCAUACACAGCAAACACCCAAGCGAUCCUUGCAAUACCGUCAAAACGGCUUCGAACGGCGACGACGCCCCGCGCGCCGAUGGCGCUGCGGCACCGGCGAACCAGGCGCCGCCCCUCUCUCCCACCUCUCCUGGCCCGACGACACCCAAGGGGCCCAUCUCCCGCUUCCAGAAACCCAUAAUGCAGUCCAUGUCCAGUCUGCCAGACACUCGCCAGCAGUCGUUUGACGAGAUCUACGGCCCGCCCGAGAACUUCCUCGAGAUCGAGGUCCGCAACCCCCGAACACACGGCAUCGGCCGCUCCAUGUACACCGACUACGAGAUCGUCUGCCGGACCAACAUCCCCGCCUUCAAGCUGCGGCAGAGCACUGUGCGCCGCAGGUACUCCGACUUCGAGUACUUCCGGGACAUCCUGGAGCGGGAGAGCGCGCGUGUCACGAUACCACCCCUGCCCGGAAAGGUGUUCACGAACCGGUUCAGCGACGACGUGAUCGAGGGCAGGAGGGCGGGGCUGGAGAAGUUCCUCAAGAUCGUCGUGGGCCACCCGCUGCUGCAGACCGGAAGCAAGGUCCUAGCGGCUUUUGUACAAGAUCCAAACUGGGAUCGCAACGCGUGGCCCAGAAAACUGCGGAAACGACCUCCCAGGGGCUGGGCCGAGCACCAGGCCCUCUUCAAGCUUGCGGACGAUGAUGAGAAUCAAGACACCAUAGGAAACAUGGCCAGGGGCUUACGGUGA
This is a messenger RNA of Diaporthe amygdali, 906 nucleotides long. Its product is annotated as Sorting nexin-3. Gene Ontology annotation, cellular component: retromer complex; early endosome membrane. The transcript has 6 exons. Lineage: Eukaryota; Fungi; Ascomycota; Sordariomycetes; Diaporthales; Diaporthaceae. The coding region runs from base 1 to 906 and encodes 301 amino acids. Gene Ontology annotation, molecular function: phosphatidylinositol-3-phosphate binding. Gene Ontology annotation, biological process: endocytic recycling; late endosome to Golgi transport. The record is from RefSeq and is a predicted model, not a curated record.